Molecule: messenger RNA, 858 nt
Organism: Effrenium voratum
Lineage: Eukaryota; Dinophyceae; Suessiales; Symbiodiniaceae
Source: the annotation of a GenBank genome assembly
AUGGGCUGCGCCGGCUCCGCGGCCGCGAAGUACGAGCCAAAGUGCUCGGAGGAGGGGCAGGCUGUCCAGGCUGAGCCUUGUGGCGAGUGGCGCGUGGAGGAGUCAGCCAACGAGUGGACUCCCAUCGCUCAGGACGUCGGGAAGCAGCUCCUGGAUGCUUUCUAUGGCGGUGAGCUGGAGGCUGUGUACUCCACAGAGGAGGGCUCCUACCAUGUGGACUUUUACAACCAGUUGCAGACACACCAUGAGACCGGGAGGCAGUGCCGCAUUGCGUGGUUUGGUGCGGAAGAGACUGCGGCAGAGGAGCCGACGCGUCCCGAGGUGUAUUUGGGUGGCGAAUGGCUUAUAGAGGAGGAGGGCGCCUGGCGAUGUCUGGACCCGGAGAUCUCGGCGCAGCUGCUGGUGGCGUGGUACUGCGGGGAGCAGCUGCUGCACUACGAGCUCCAGGGUCGGUCCUAUGAAGUGGACCUCACCGUGUGGGAGCAGAAAGAUGUGGAGACUGGCCAGAGGCGGCGCAUCGUUUGGAACUCCAGCGAUCCCGAUGAUGCCAGAGGAUCGGUCGCUUCCACCGAUGCAAGCGAAGAUGCGCCGGAUGUACCACCUUGGCUGGAUCCCGGAGAGGAGGCAGAGCGGCAACUCUUCGCCGCGUUGGAGUCCAAGCAGCCGGUGGUGCGCUACAUGGUCAACGGAUGCGAGUUCGAAGUCGACACGGUGAACAUGAUCCAGACGAAUCUGAGCACGGGCGAGCGCUGGAUGAUCGCUGUGGAGGGAGAGGCCUUGGGCCUUGGGCUGAUUCGCGGGAGCCGGAGCCGGGCUGUAGGCCGGAGCAUGGAACCGGCGAUGCGCAGGCACGGUUGA